AUGGUGCCCCUGCUGCUGCUGCCCCUGCUGUGGAGGGGGUCCCUGCAACAGCUUCCAGGCUAUGAGCUCCGAGUGCAGGAAUCGGUGACAGUGUUUGAGGGUCUGUGUGUCCACGUGCCCUGCUCCUUCUCCUACCCGAGGAGUUCGUGGUCUUCCUCUAGCAAAUUCUACACCUACUGGUACCGGGAUGGAGACAACACAGCCUAUGAUGCUCCUGUGGCCUCGAGCAACUAUAAUAAAACAGUGAAGAGAGAGACCCAAGUCCGAUUCCUCCUCCCGGACCCCAGGACCAACGACUGUUCCCUGCACAUAAGAGACGCCAGGAGGAGUGACACAGGACGCUACUUUUUCCGAGUGGAGAUAGAAUAUCCUGAAUAUAAUUACCAAGGCCAUUUCCAAGGAUAUAAGUCCCAAGGCUAUAGUUACCUAUAUAAAAUGCUGGAUUUGCAGGUGACAGUCCUGACAGAGAAACCCCACAUCCAUAUUUGGGAGCCGUUGGAGUCUGGCCACAGCACACAGCUGGCGUGCAGCCUGCCAGGGGCCUGCAAAGGGGGACGACCUCUCACCUUCUCCUGGGCGGGAGCCGCUGUGGACUCACUGGACCCCCAGACCCUCCGCUCCUCAGUGCUCACCUUCACCCCGAGGCCCCGGGACCAUGGCACCAGCCUCACCUGUCAGGUGAAACGGGAAUGGCCUCAGUUGACCACACAGAGAACCAUCCGGCUCAAUGUCGCCUCCUUCAAGAAUCUACAAACCACAUCCCUUCUCAUUCUGGAGGGAGUGGCCCUGAGGCUGCUCUGUGAGGCUGACAGCAACCCCCCUGCCGAGCUGAGCUGGUUCCAGGGGCCCCCAGGCCUGAACGCCACCCCCAUCUCCAGCACCGCGAUCCUGGAGCUGCCUCGCGUGGGGCCUGCACAGGAAGGAGAGUUCACCUGCCAAGCUUGGCACCCGCUGGGCUCCCAAAGUGUCUCUCUCAACCUCUCCGUGUUCUGCAGCCCGCACUCCAGCAGAUGUGUGACUGAGGAGCAGCAGGGCUCCUGGCCCCUGGUCCUCACCCUGAUCAGAGGGGCCCUCAUGGGGGCUGGCUUCCUCCUCACCUACGUCCUCACCUGGCUCUACUACACCAGGUGUGGAGGCCCCCGGAACAGGAGGCAGAGCUCCUGAUGGAUCCUCCCUUCCUCUCAAGAUGGGACUGAGGUGUGGGCACCAGGCUACAGGGACCGUCCUGGGACGUCCAUGUCACCUUCUCCCUGGAAGCUCUUGACUCACCUGCCUCCAAUGUGCCCCUGGGGUUUCAGUGUGUGGAAGUGACUGAGUGACCACAAGGGGAGUCAGUGCCAUGGAGAGAAGACUUUUACUCCUUUCACCUCCUGAUAGGAGGGGCCGCUGUGCCCGGGAAGCCCUGGAUUUCCUCAGGAAGCAGAUGCAGGUGCAGGGCAG
Molecule: messenger RNA, 1440 nt
Organism: Myotis lucifugus (little brown bat)
Lineage: Eukaryota; Metazoa; Chordata; Mammalia; Chiroptera; Vespertilionidae
Product: sialic acid-binding Ig-like lectin 14
Exons: 6
Coding region: 1-1164 (387 amino acids)
Biological process (GO): cell adhesion
Cellular component (GO): plasma membrane
Molecular function (GO): sialic acid binding
Source: RefSeq, a predicted model, not a curated record